AUGAAGAACCUGCAAGAUGAAUCAGAAAAUGAUGAUCAAGGGCAACCAUUGGACAUGAAGCCUUUGCGGUCAUUAGCGCCAAUGUUCCCGACUCCUCUGGGAUAUGAUGUGACAACCCAGUCAACUGAUCCAAUGCUAGUUUUUGUCACGCCAUUCAGGCCGCGCGCCUCGCCAGAACAAUCUGCAGCAUCAUUUGGUCAACCGUUACCAAAGUCACCAAUUCCUCUGAAGGCUACUCCAAUCUCAGCAGCAUUUCCCAUUCCGCGACCUGAAUAUGAAUCAUCGGAUGAAGACUGCAAGCUCUUUUCUGAUCAUAAAAAACCAACAUCAACGUCACGGAAGACAACCAAGAGGACUCAGCAGGUUGGGUACUCCGAUGCAGCUAACAUCAAGCGCAGGUCAACAAAGAGAAGCCUCAACAUAGAGCUCGCCUCCUGUCCAUCCUCGUCAAGUGACCCAAAUGAAUCAGUUGAAGAAAUCAUGAUGAUGUUUGAUUCACUUCGGCGCCGUAUACUGCAACUAGAUGAAAAGGAGGACGCAGGCAGGAGGGCUGACUUGAAAGCUGGUACUCUCAUGAUGCAGAAUGGCCUGAGGAUCAAUAACCUGAAGACCAUAGGACCUGUACCUGGUGUUGAAAUUGGAGACAUUUUCUUCUUCAGGAUUGAAAUGUGCAUUGUAGGUUUACAUGCACCUGCAAUGGCUGGCAUUGAUUACAUUUCCGCUAAGCAUGUUGGAAACAAUGAUACUCUGGCUGUCAGCAUCAUCUCAUCUGGUGGUUAUGAGAAUGAUGACAAUGACAUGGACAUUUUGGUGUACACAGGCCAGGGAGGCAAUAGUCGGCACAAGGAGAAGCAUGACCAGAAGCUUGAAAGAGGUAACCUCGCUCUCAUGAACAGCAUGAAAAGGAAAAACCUGAUCAGGGUUGUGCGCAGUGCACAAGACCCUUUCUUUAGCUCGGGCAAAAUUUACAUCUAUGAUGGACUUUAUCGGGUCGAAGAUUCCUGGAUGGACAAAGCAAAGAAUGGCUUUAGUGUGUUCAAGUACAAGCUGAGAAGAGAGCUAGGACAGCCUGAUGGAAUUGCAGUUUGGAAGAUGACUGAGAAGUGGAAAGCAAAUCCUGCGACAAGAGACAAGGCUAUACUACUGGAUUUAUCAUCAAAAGUGGAGAACAUACCUGUAUGCCUUGUUAAUGAUGUUGAUGAUGAGAAAGGGCCAAGCUACUUCAACUAUGUAACUGGAGUGGAGUAUUUGAGGCCAGUUAGCAAGACAAAACCAUUACAGAGCUGCAAGUGUCCUAGUGUGUGCUUGCCUGGUGAUCCUAAUUGUUCAUGUUCACAACUGAACGGUGGUGAUCUUCCUUACACCUCCUCUGGAUUGCUUGUGAAGCAUAUUCCAAUGCUUUAUGAGUGCUCUUCCAGAUGCCAGUGUUCUCAAAAUUGUCGAAACAGGAUCACACAGAAGGGUGUUUAUCUGAACUUUGAGGUCUUUUGGACUGGCGAUUGUGGAUGGGGUGUCAGGUCUUGGGAUCCCAUUCGUGCUGGUACAUUCAUCUGUGAGUAUGCUGGUAAAGUCAUUGAUGAAACAAAUCUGAACAUGGAUGGCGAGGAAGAUGAAUAUACCUUUUGCGCAUCAUGGCCUAUUGAUAAGGUUUUAAGAUGGAACCUGGGAGCAGAAUUGCUUGAAGACGCAAGUGCUAAUGUCACAACUGAGAGACUAAAAAGAUUACCUAUUGUCAUAAGUGCAAAAAGUUCAGGCAAUGUGGCUCGCUUUCUGAACCAUAGCUGUUCUCCAAAUCUCAUUUGGCAGCCUGUACAGUACGACCAUGGCGACAACAGUUACCCACAUAUCAUGUUUUUUGCAAUGAAACAUAUUCCUCCCAUGACUGAAUUGACCUACGAUUACGGAACAAGAGGAGCUCCUCCUGGAAUUAAGGGAAAGUUUCCAAAUGCUCCCAAACUCAAGCCGUGCCUCUGUGGCUCUACCAAUUGCCGAGGUUCUUUCUGAUAAAACUGAAAGACAUGCUGGGAAUGCACGAACUAAUGUACUAAAGCAGGUUGCACUGUUCCUUUGCACUGCUGCUGGCAACGGGGGAUUGGUAGUAGGUUGAAAUGCGCCAGGAGUCAGUGAGGCGCUUAGCUUUUGUGGCAGUGGGUAUUUUGUGUAAUGCAUGUCUGGAAUGCUCUAGUUUAGGAAAAUUGUGUUGCC
Messenger RNA from Panicum hallii, 2205 nucleotides. Its product is annotated as histone-lysine N-methyltransferase, H3 lysine-9 specific SUVH1-like. Gene Ontology annotation, molecular function: protein binding; histone methyltransferase activity; zinc ion binding. NCBI's taxonomy places the organism in Eukaryota, Viridiplantae, Streptophyta, Magnoliopsida, Poales, Poaceae. Bases 1 to 2004 code for a protein of 667 amino acids. The record is from RefSeq and is a predicted model, not a curated record. Gene Ontology annotation, cellular component: nucleus. The transcript is spliced from 2 exons.